AUGGAUGCAGCCGCAAUGGUAGAUCUCGCUCUCAAUUGGACUACCGUACCUCCUCAACGAAUCUGCGAAGUUCAUGCUCCUUUGCCUCGUAGUCCCCUGAAGAUGAGAAAACAUGCAUCCGAGCAGCUUCGUAUAGAAACCGAUGGAUGCGUUGGAAGUAGUAAUGGUGACCGUGGAGUCGUUUACCUGGAACAUGUUCAAGCCAAAGUGAGUCUAAUCUCUUUUCACUUUUGA
Molecule: messenger RNA, 234 nt
Organism: Rodentolepis nana
Lineage: Eukaryota; Metazoa; Platyhelminthes; Cestoda; Cyclophyllidea; Hymenolepididae
Source: the annotation of a GenBank genome assembly